Messenger RNA from Trypanosoma conorhini, 648 nucleotides. RefSeq lists its product as uncharacterized. The record is from RefSeq and is a predicted model, not a curated record. Bases 1 to 648 code for a protein of 215 amino acids. NCBI's taxonomy places the organism in Eukaryota, Euglenozoa, Kinetoplastea, Trypanosomatida, Trypanosomatidae. The transcript has a single exon.
AUGGCAUCCGAUGGGCUCGUGGACGAAAAAGAGUCUCUUCGCACGAAGGUUUCAGUUUUGGAGCGAGAGCUCAGGCAGCGCACCGCGGAGUGCAGCAAGUUGCGUGAUGAAUUGCGACAGUUUGGGGAGUUGAAGCAAAAGGUGGAGUCACAGCGGGAGCUUAUCUUGGCACAGCGAGAGCAGCUUGACUUUCUGCGGACAGCUCAUGCGUCGGCGGUGGACGCGCUUGAGAAGAAAGCGAAGGAGGAUCGUGACAGGGAGCACCGCGAGCGAUUUCAGAGCCUAAGCGCCCGACUUGGGGACGAAGUGCCCCAGAGAAAGAGCUCGCCGCAGAAUUCGGCGCCGAACGUCGGUGCUUCAGUCGGCCUUGUGCCGACAAGUGAUGGUGCACGGGUGGUUUUGAAGAGCUCCGAUAUUUCCUCAUUGGGUUUUGCUCCUGUUCAGCGUCCCGUGGACUUUUUGGGUGGUCGGCAGAAUUUAUUGCGGCAGAAUGAGAACGCUGGGACUGGGGGCACUGAGGAAGAUGAAGCGGCUCGGAUCAUGGAGAUGGCUCAAGAUGAAGCGUUACUGGAUCUUCAAUACGCUGAAGUCGCGGAUCAGGAAGAAAAGGAGCUUCGUGAGCGAUUUGAGGCCCUACGACGGCGUUAA